Molecule: messenger RNA, 1098 nt
Organism: Candida dubliniensis CD36
Lineage: Eukaryota; Fungi; Ascomycota; Pichiomycetes; Serinales; Debaryomycetaceae
Exons: 1
Coding region: 1-1098 (365 amino acids)
Source: RefSeq, a predicted model, not a curated record
AUGGAAGUACAAACAAUUAGCAAAGACAAUGACGAGUUGCCAAUUAUAAGAGAGUUGUAUAAGGUCAUCACCCUGUCAUUGCGAUCUCAGAAAAUAAUCCAAAUAGCCCAGAUACCUCAAAAUGGAAACUCUCAGAGUAAUAUUGUCACAUACGAUGACGAAGAUAAUGACACAUUAGAGAUUGGCAUCUCAAAACCAACGUAUUUAGCUAUGUUCAAACAGUCACAUGAUUAUUGGUAUAAAUAUAUGGAAAUAAACAAAUGUACAUUAGAGAAACUUGAAAUAGCAACUUUGAGUGAGCUUUAUUUGAUGACAUUGGGAUAUUUGAUAACGGCGAAUGAUCACAACAGUAUAAUGAACUUGCACGAACAGAUUGUAAAGAUACUAGGAAAUUUUGAGACUGACAUUGAAAUUGUUAGCUGCUUUCUAACAAGCAGGUUGAAGCGAAUCAAUAAGAGCAGUUUACUAUGGCAUUGGAUGAAAAAAAUGACGAUUUUGGUAGUAUUCAAUAAACUAGAAGGAAAGCAAGGUGGCCAAGGUCUUUUAUUGGGCAACCAGUUGUACAAUAAGAUUAUUUCGAGGGCAUUCAAAAGCUGUGAACUUCAUUUCAUGAACUAUUAUGCCAACAACUUUAUACAUUGGAUUAUGCAAUGCACUAUGGUCGUGCUAGGUGUCGAUGAUGGUGGUUAUUUAUUCCACCAGUUGCAGAAACACUGUCACGAAGCUCCACUGGAUAGUUCAUUGUGGACAAAUAUGAAGAAUUACAUAAAGUGCAUGCAAGGGUCCAUACAAGCUGAUAAUCAAAUUAUCAAAGAGUAUAACCAAAUCAACAUGAACUAUGAUGCAACAUUGCAAAACCAUUCCCCGAGUCCAUUAAUUUUAACGAAAGAAAGUGACGAAGAUAUAAUGGUCAAUGAAUUUCAAUGGCUAGUGAAAGUUCAGUGCAAGAAUGUGAUCCCCUUUUCUGUUUUAAUUGAAGCGGCACAGACAAAGAGAGUUCUAAAGAAAUUAAAAGAGCUUAUCCACUUGCAUGAAUUCAAUAAAAAUCUUGCAAAGAUUGAAUCUUUGAUUGAAUUACGUAGUCGUACGAUAGAAUAA